Molecule: messenger RNA, 1354 nt
Organism: Aegilops tauschii subsp. strangulata
Lineage: Eukaryota; Viridiplantae; Streptophyta; Magnoliopsida; Poales; Poaceae
Product: phosphoribosylformylglycinamidine cyclo-ligase, chloroplastic/mitochondrial-like
Biological process (GO): adenine biosynthetic process; 'de novo' IMP biosynthetic process
Cellular component (GO): cytosol
Molecular function (GO): phosphoribosylamine-glycine ligase activity; phosphoribosylformylglycinamidine cyclo-ligase activity
Source: RefSeq, a predicted model, not a curated record
UCGUCCCAUCAUCAUGACAGCCGACCGCGUCCUCCACCUCCUUCGCGCGCCGGCGGCUUCCCCGGCGGCAGCUCACGGCCGGGGCCCUCCCCGGCCGCAGCGCGUCGGCCUCCCACCGGUAAAGCGGCGCGUCGGCGUGGCCUGCUCCAGCUCCACCGAGGAGGAGGGCAUGACUUACAAGGGCGCCGGCGUGGACAUAGACGCUGGCUCCGAGCUCGUGCGCCGCAUCCGCAAGAUGGCCCCCUGGAUAGGCGGCUUCGGCGGCAUCCUCCCCCACAAGGAUGAAUACCUUGUAUUUAGCGUUGAUGGUGUUGGGACAAAGCUGAAGCUUGCAUUUGAAACUGGUAUUCAUGAUACAAUUGGGAUUGACCUGGUAGCUAUGAGUGUUAAUGACAUCCUAACAUCAGGUGCAAAACCAUUGGUCUUCUCAGAUUACUAUGCUACAGGCAAGCUUGACGUCGAUCUUGCAGAGAAGGUUAUUAAGGGAAUUCUGGAUGGAUGCGAACAAUCAGGCUGUAAUCUGAUAGGAGGAGAGACAGCAGAGAUGCCGGGUUUCUAUGCGGAAGGUGAAUAUGAUCUAGGUGGUUUUGCCAUGGGUGUUGUGGACAAGGAUAAGCUCAUCAACGGUAAAAAUAUCGUGGAGGGAGAUAUCCUCAUUGGUCUUCCUUCAAAUGGGGUUCAUUCAAACGGGUUCUCUCUCGUUAGAAGAGUAUUGGACAAAAGUGGACUCUCCUUGACUGAUCAGUUCCCAGGAAACGAUGGCAAAACAACUACCGUCGGUGAAACUCUCAUGACACCGACUAUCAUCUAUGUUAAGCAGGUGCUUGAGAUCAUAAGCAAGGGUGGUGUGAAAGGACUAGCCCAUAUCACUGGUGGUGGCUUCACUGAUAACAUCCCGAGAGUAUUUCCUUCUGGACUCGGGGCCAAAAUCUUCACUGGAUCGUGGGAAGUGCCACCUGUGUUCAAGUGGCUUCAACAUGUUGGAAAAAUUGAAGACGCCGAGAUGAUGCGGACGUUCAACAUGGGCGUCGGGAUGGUCCUUGUAGUAAGCAAGGGGGCAGCUGACAGGAUUAUCGAGCAAUCAAGCCCUGCUUACCGCGUUGGAGAGGUGAUCCAGGGCAAGGGUGUUCACUAUGUCUGAUGCCUUCGAUAAGCUUUUAGCUCAAAUUUGGAGUGAUUUGAGAUUUGUUUUGUCGUGUGGGCAAAGCAGCCGAAUUUUUGUAACUCUUUUAUCUUAGGCGAGCUUCGAGUGUUCAGUUGAACUUCUUUCAAUGGAGAAGUUGAGAAUAUUUUAUUACUUUUGUAUCAACAUCUUUAUAUAUAUAAAUUAAUGAUAUUUUUGUACUAGAGACCU